Molecule: messenger RNA, 4927 nt
Organism: Carassius carassius (crucian carp)
Lineage: Eukaryota; Metazoa; Chordata; Actinopteri; Cypriniformes; Cyprinidae
Product: solute carrier family 12 member 5-like
Exons: 27
Coding region: 175-4740 (1521 amino acids)
Biological process (GO): potassium ion import across plasma membrane; chemical synaptic transmission; ammonium transmembrane transport
Cellular component (GO): plasma membrane
Molecular function (GO): ammonium channel activity; potassium:chloride symporter activity
Source: RefSeq, a predicted model, not a curated record
GAGAGGACUCCAAUCUGCCGGAGCACAGCACUGCUCGCUUUCUUGAGAGGAGAGAAGCAGAGAACCACAAGCCUUCUCCUUCUCCUCCAUCUGUGUGAGGCUGGUACAUGCGUUGGCUGGUGGACACAGUAGCAGUGUUAGCAUUAGCAGGGGAUCUGUGCCCCCACUUCCAAAAUGCUCAACAACCUCACCGAUUGUGAAGAGGGCGAUGGGGGACCCAACAGUCAGGGAGAUGCGACAUCCAAGGAAAGCAGCCCCUUUAUCAACAGCAGCACCAGUGACGUAGAGAAAAGCCAGCAGUAUGAUGGGAAAAACAUGGCCCUUUUUGAGGAGGAGAUGGACACCAGUCCCAUGGUAUCUUCUCUGCUGAGCAGCCUCGCCAACUACUCCAACCUGACGCAGGGCAGUAAAGAGCACGAGGAGGCAGAAAACAACGAGGAGGCACGCAAGAAAACCGUGCAGGCUCCACGUAUGGGCACUAUCAUGGGCGUUUACCUGCCGUGUAUGCAGAACAUCCUGGGGGUGAUUCUGUUCCUCAGGAUGACCUGGUUGGUGGGCAUUGGAGGAGUCUUCGGAACUUUCACCAUUGUCUUCAUGUGUUGCUCCACGACUAUGCUGACUGCUAUCUCAAUGAGUGCUAUUGCCACCAAUGGAGUUGUGCCAGCUGGAGGUUCAUACUACAUGAUCUCUCGUUCACUGGGGCCAGAAUUUGGAGGGGCUGUUGGUAUAUGUUUCUAUCUAGGCACCACUUUUGCAGGAGCCAUGUACAUCCUGGGCUGCAUCGAAAUCCUGCUGAUCUACAUUGUGCCAGCUGCUGCCAUAUUCAAGAUGGAGGGUCUGGAGGGAGCAGAGGCAGAGGCAGCGCUGUUGAAUAACAUGCGUGUGUACGGUACCAUCGUGCUUUCCUUCAUGGCUUUAGUCGUCUUUGUUGGCGUGAAGUAUGUCAACAAGUUGGCCCUUGUGUUCCUCGCCUGUGUCAUUCUCUCCAUUCUCGCUGUCUACGCUGGUGUCAUCAAGACAUCUUUUGACCCGCCAGACUUUCCGGUGUGUGUGCUCGGGAAUCGAACUCUUGUGUCAAAGGGAUUUGACAUUUGUGCCAAGACCAUUGAGAGAGGCAAUGCCACAGUCACCACCAAGCUUUGGAGAGCCUUCUGUGACUCUGAGUUCCUGAACGCCACCUGCGAUGAGUACUUCAGCAAAAACAACGUCAGUCAGAUCCAGGGAAUCCCUGGAAUCACCAGUGGCAUCAUGGCAGAAAACCUCUUCAGUACAUUUAUGGAGAAAAAUUCAAUCUUAGAGAAGCGAGGUAUACCAGCAGUGCUCGACCCUGAGGCCCCAGAAACCAACACUAACCGAUACGUCCUGGCUGAUAUCACCAGCUUCUUCACCCUGCUGGUUGGCAUCUACUUCCCCUCUGUCACAGGAAUCAUGGCUGGUUCAAACCGUUCUGGUGACUUGCAGGACGCUCAGAAGUCCAUCCCAAUUGGUACCAUCCUGGCCAUCACAACCACCUCCAUCAUAUACAUGUCUAGUGUGAUUCUGUUUGGAGCCUGUGUGGACGGAGUCGUUUUGAGGGACAAAUUUGGGGAAGGUGUCAACGGUAACUUGGUUAUUGGUACCCUAGCAUGGCCCUCGCCCUGGGUCAUUGUGUUCGGCUCGUUCUUCUCCACCUGUGGGGCAGGGCUUCAGAGUUUGACAGGAGCGCCCCGUCUCCUUCAGGCUAUCGCCCGAGAUGGCAUCAUUCCUUUCCUCAGGGUGUUUGGUCAUGGCAAAGCUAACGGUGAACCUACAUGGGCUCUCCUCCUGACGGCUUGCAUCUGUGAGAUUGGCAUCCUCAUCGCCUCCCUGGAUGCAGUCGCUCCCAUUCUGUCCAUGUUCUUCCUGAUGUGCUACAUGUUUGUAAAUCUGGCCUGUGCGCUGCAGACGCUCCUCAGGACCCCCAACUGGAGACCACGCUUUAAAUUCUACCACUGGGCUCUGUCACUCUUGGGCAUGAGCUUGUGUCUUACCCUGAUGUUCCUCUGCUCCUGGUACUACGCCAUUGUUGCCAUGGUUAUCGCCAGCUGCAUCUACAAGUACAUUGAAUUCUGCGGGGCAGAGAAAGAGUGGGGCGAUGGGAUUCGUGGCAUUUCUCUGAGUGCCGCCCGUUAUGCUCUGAUGAGGUUGGAGGAAGGUCCUCCUCACACUAAAAACUGGAGGCCCCAGAUUCUGGUGCUCAUGAGUCUGGAUGCGGAGCAGAACAUAGAGCAGCCUCGACUGCUGUCUCUGACCAGUCAGCUGAAAGCGGGCAAAGGCUUGACCAUUGUGGGAGCGUGUGUGGAGGGCACCUACUUAAACAACCAACCACAGGCACAAGAAGGAGACCAAUCCCUAAGGAAGCUGAUGGAGGUCGAGAAGGUAAAGGGAUUCAGUCAGGUUGUGAUCUCUUCUAACCUGCGGGACGCCACCUCACAACUGAUCCAGGCUGGAGGUCUAGGCGGCCUCCGUCACAACACGGUUCUGGUCAGCUUCCCUAAGAACUGGAAACAGGCUGAGGAGCGCCACCGUUGCAGGAACUUCAUUGAGGUUAUUAGAGAGACCACUGCAGCUCACUUGGCCUUGCUGGUGCCGAAGAACAUCUCUGCAUAUCCAUCAAACGGAGAGCGCUUCACUGAAGGCCACAUCGACGUGUGGUGGAUUGUCCAUGAUGGAGGCAUGCUCAUGCUCCUUCCCUUCCUUCUGCGCCAGCACAAGGUGUGGAGGAAGUGCAAGAUCCGUAUCUUCACUGUGGCUCAGAUGGAUGACAACAGCAUUCAGAUGAAGAAAGACCUGAUGACGUUCCUCUAUCAUCUGCGAUUCGAUGCUGAGGUGGAGGUGGUUGAAAUGCAUGAAAGCGACAUCUCGGCCUACACCUACGAAAAGACCCUGAUGAUGGAGCAGAGGUCGCAGAUCCUGAAGGAGAUGCACCUGACCAAGAACGAGCGCGAGAGAGAGAUUCAGAGCAUCACAGACGUGUCCCGUGGCUCUAUACGGCGAAAGAACCCUUCGAACCUGCACCCCCAGAGUAUCGCCGAGGAGUCUGUGGGAGGAAAUGGUGAAGAGAAAUCUGAGGAGGAGGUUCAGCUCAUUCAGGGAAAAAAUGCCACCCCCACCCCAAGUAGCCCCACCUCCCCUAUCGCUCCCACACCAGCAGCCAUGAGCCCCGGAGAGGAGGUGCAGAUGACCUGGACGGACGAAACGGAGAAGCCCAAUAACCCAGCAGUGGCCAACCCUGAAAACAUAAAGGAUAUGUUCAACAUGAAACCGGAAUGGGAGAACCUGAACCAGUCCAACGUCCGACGCAUGCACCACGCACAGAAACUCAACGGGGUCAUUGUGAAGAAGUCAAAAGAAGCUAAACUAGUCCUGCUAAACAUGCCUGGACCACCUAAGAACCGCACCAACCAGACAAGGCCAAUGGAGAACUCUUUGUAUCAGAACUAUCCAUUUUUUGCUGACAUUCAGGUGAUGAUAUUUCUCGGAUUCGGCUGCCUUCUGGCCUUUUUCCGGCACUAUGGUUUUGGUGGAAUGGUGUUUAAUUUCCUAAUCGCCACAUUUACCAUUCAGUGGGCCAUUCUGGUGCAGGGCUUCUUUCAGUUUUACUACGAUGGGAAGAUUCAUCUUGGUGUGUUGAAUCUGAUCAAUGCUGAGUUUGCCUGUGCUGUCGUGCUCAUCUCUUUUGGAGCAGUGUUGGGAAAGACGAGCCCUGUGCAACUCGUGGUCAUGGCCUUGCUGGAGAUCCCUGUGUUUGGUGUCACAGAAUGGGCUGUGGUGAAAUACCUAAAGAUCAACGAUGCUGGUGGCUCGAUCCUCAUCCACAUUUUUGCCUGCUACUUCGGACUGGGUGUCACCUUUGUCCUCUACAGGCCCAGCCUAAAUGAGGGACACCCAAAAGAGUCGACAAGUUACCAGUCGGAUCUGCUCUCAGUAAUGGGAACCCUGUUCCUCUGGGUGUUCUGGCCCUCUUUCAACUCAGCGCUGACCUUGAAGGGUGACGACCAGCACCGAGCCAUUCUCCACACAUUCAUAGGUCUCAGUGCCUCCACAAUCACCGCCUUCGCCCUGUCCAGCAUGCUCAGCAAAAAUGGCAAGAUCAGCAUGGCCGAUGUGCAGAACGUAACACUGGCUGGUGGUGUAACGGUCGGUGCUUCAGUGGACAUGAUGAUUUCGCCGGCUGCUGCUUAUGUGCUGGGCAUCCUGGGAUGCAUCGCAUGCAUGCUGGGGUAUAAAUACUUGAGCCCGUUCUUAGCGCACCGGCUGCGGUUACAGGAUCAGUGCGGCAUUCACAACCUGCACGGCCUGACAGGACUCAUUUCCAGCCUAGCAGGAAUCUGUGCCAUCCUGCUGGCGACAGAGGAAACAUACGGCCCCAGUCUCUACCAAACUUUCUCUCAUCGGGCCCCUCCACAGGGAGACCCUCUGCUAGUGGAGUUGCAGGAAUUGAUCCCAAAUCUGGAAGCGGGUUUGGGUCGGACCGCACGGGAACAAGCCCUCUUUCAGGUAGCUGCCGUGUUUGGGACUAUUGCGGUGGCAGCAGUCGGGGGUUUGCUGACUGGUGUGGUACUCAAGUUACCGUAUCUGGCUUCCCCCAGCGAUGAGAAAUGCUUUGAUGAUGAGCUCUUCUUUAAUGUUCCUCCAGAUUACAACAGCGUAAAUGGUCCCACGACGUAUGGUCCUGUGUUCACAGAGACACAAACAAAACUGAUGCUGACUGAAGAAUGAAAAGGACUAUGUGUUAGUAAGAGGAAUAAAUGUUAAUGUAGGACUGCUGUGAACUUCAGAACUGAGUACUGUGUAACUUGCUAACUCUUAACUAUUUACCCCCCAAAAACUGUUUAUUUUAAUAUUUGAUGGGAUGAGGUUUGUAUACUGUGUAUCAAAAUACAAAAAGUGUAUGAUUUUGAUCAAA